This is a messenger RNA of Pan troglodytes (chimpanzee), 643 nucleotides long. RefSeq names its product CDC28 protein kinase regulatory subunit 2 (gene CKS2). The coding region runs from base 126 to 365 and encodes 79 amino acids. The record is from RefSeq and is a predicted model, not a curated record. NCBI's taxonomy places the organism in Eukaryota, Metazoa, Chordata, Mammalia, Primates, Hominidae. The transcript is spliced from 3 exons. Gene Ontology annotation, molecular function: cyclin-dependent protein serine/threonine kinase regulator activity.
AAUCCGGAUCGUUGGGACUGCGGUCGUUAGUCUCCGGCGAGUUGUUGCCUUGGUAGGACGUAGUUUUGUCUGCUGAGCCCGCUCUUCGCGCUCUCUCGUUUCAUUUUCUGCAGCGCGCCAGCAGGAUGGCCCACAAGCAGAUCUACUACUCGGACAAGUACUUCGACGAACACUACGAGUACCGGCAUGUUAUGUUACCCAGAGAACUUUCCAAACAAGUACCUAAAACUCAUCUGAUGUCUGAAGAGGAGUGGAGGAGACUUGGUGUCCAACAGAGUCUAGGCUGGGUUCAUUACAUGAUUCAUGAGCCAGAACCACAUAUUCUUCUCUUUAGACGACCUCUUCCAAAAGAUCAACAAAAAUGAAGUUUGUCUGGGGAUCGUCAAAUCUUUUUCAAAUUUAAUGUAUAUGUGUAUAUAAGGUAGUAUUCAGUGAAUACUUGAGAAAUGUACAAAUCUUUCAUCCAUACCUGUGCAUGAGCUGUAUUCUUCACAGCAACAGAGCUCAGUUAAAUGCAACUGCAAGUAGGUUACUGUAAGAUGUUUAAGAUAAAAGUUCUUCCAGUCAGUUUUUCUCUUAAGUGCCUGUUUGAGUUUACUGAAACAGUUUACUUUUGUUCAAUAAAGUUUGUAUGUUGCAUUUA